AUGCCCAAGGUCGUAUCGCGUUCUGCUGUAUCUUCGUCUGCCGAUGCUCAGCCCACCGCUUCGGCAACGGCAGCGCUCAAAGUGUACUAUUGUAUAUGCGGUGAAUUUAUCCUGGUGAUUGACAAGGCACUCUCUACUCUCCCAAGACGUCAGACAGACAAUGCACACAUCGUUCAAUGUCAAGACAAUGAGUUUGGCAAGGCUAAGGUGUUCAAGCUCAAUGCUCAAAACGCGGUCCCAGAACUCAUAGAAAGACAAGGAGGACACGAACGACAAUGGAGGUUCUGUUGUCCCCGGUGCAAUUUACUGGUUGCUUACCAGUCUACACCCCCGCCCAUCAAGUCAGGCUCCUACUUGUAUAUUCCAAAGGGUGCUCUCAGCCAGGUACAAGGUCAAAUCUCAAGGGAAGCUUUUGAAAGCGAUGAUAUUGACAUGGAGUAGGUAGUUUACAAAUGGUAUGAUCGAUCAGUGACCCGACUUGUGAGCUCGAGGGUCAUCGAUAUCAUCAUCAGUCGAUCAAGACCUGUAUUGGAUCAUAGGCGACCUGGUAAAACAUUAAUGAGACAUUGCCGUAUGAAACAGUGCGAAUCAUGGCGAAAAAGAGCGGCUCAGCUACCGUUGUAGAAAAAACUCAUAACGCAAUCACGAAAAUGAAUGCGUUCAUACAGUGUGAAUAGAGAUGUCAUCAAC
This is a messenger RNA of Coniophora puteana RWD-64-598 SS2, 690 nucleotides long. RefSeq lists its product as uncharacterized. The coding region runs from base 1 to 441 and encodes 146 amino acids. The transcript is spliced from 5 exons. The record is from RefSeq and is a predicted model, not a curated record. NCBI's taxonomy places the organism in Eukaryota, Fungi, Basidiomycota, Agaricomycetes, Boletales, Coniophoraceae.